Messenger RNA from Babjeviella inositovora NRRL Y-12698, 2526 nucleotides. It is a transcript of the gene MAF1, whose product is annotated as RNA polymerase III-inhibiting protein. The record is from RefSeq and is a predicted model, not a curated record. NCBI's taxonomy places the organism in Eukaryota, Fungi, Ascomycota, Pichiomycetes, Serinales. Gene Ontology annotation, molecular function: dioxygenase activity; ubiquitin binding; zinc ion binding. Gene Ontology annotation, cellular component: nucleus. Gene Ontology annotation, biological process: DNA alkylation repair; negative regulation of transcription by RNA polymerase III; DNA repair. The transcript has 3 exons. Bases 1 to 2526 code for a protein of 841 amino acids.
AUGACCGAAGCCAAGAUCCGAGAGCUCAAAGACCUUUUCCCCUCCAUUGAUGACACAUUUCUCCUCGAAAUUCUUCUCUCCUGCGAUGGCUCCUUAAACCAAGCCGUCUUGCUUCUCAACGAAUCCGUGGCCCAGGACCUAGAGGCAAACACUAUAGACGAGAAACCGGCGCAGACAAAACGGCGAAAGCUAAAAAGCUCGGUUUACCAAUCGUCACUUUCGCUGUUUAUGAGUCCCAGUCAGACCGCCGCUUUGCCGAGCAAAAACCCGGAACCCCCAAAUGGAAAUACCAAACCCGAUGUCCAGAAAGCACCUGGAAAAACCAAAACCAUCCAUUUAUGCACAGAAGAAGCUAUUGAGACUAAACUUUCACCCUAUAUUUCGUUCCACAGGAACUUCCUUCCCCCAGAUCUUGCUGAGCGGCUUCUUUUCUUUCUCAACAAAAAUGAGGCCUACUCCAACCGAAGGUUCUACCUCUUUGGCCAGAAAUGUAUGUCAAAUCAUGACAAUGUAAUGUUUGGAAGUAGUAACGAUGGGGUAACGGAAAAGGCGGAGAUUAUCUAUAACGGCCGCUCGGUAUCGAAUAAUAUCCAGCCGUACAACGACGAUUUGAGCAUUCUCCAGGUGUUGGUGGAAGAUUUUAUCAACCGGGAGAUUGAAAAGCAGAUUGAAGAGCACACAUUGACGCCCUUCCAGCUGUUGCAAUGGCGCGGCGACAUCUGUAAUGUCAACAGGUACCAAACCAAGGAAAACAACCUUGACUGGCAUUCGGACAGACUCUCGUACAUCGGUCCCCACAACUUUAUCGCAUCCAUGUCCCUAGGGGCCACGCGCCACUUCAAAAUCAGACGGCAGUACCCCGUCAAACAGAAUCCUAAUCCGAUCUAUUCCAUCCCCCUUCCCCACAACACGUUAUUGCUCAUGCGGCCUGGGUGCCAGGAGGAGUUUAAGCAUUGUAUAAUGGGGUCGAAGCAGCCAAUAGACCUCUACCCAGACCCCAAGAUCGGGGAAACACGGAUCAACGUCACCAUGCGGUACUACCGGGAUGAUUUAGUAAACUAUCGGCCCAAGUGUGACUGCGGGAUAAACAUGGUGUUGCGGCGGUCAUACAAGGAUGUAAAGUUACGUGGCCGCUACUUCUGGUCGUGCGAAGCAGGUUAUGCCAAGAUUGAGGGAGGGUGCAAGAAGUUUUACUGGGCCAAGUUCCAUGAUAAUAGCAAAGGCGAGAUGGAAGAGGAUCUGAUGGUGUUCUACACGGAAAAGGCGGAUGAGUGCUCGAUAUGGGUGGCGGAUGAGGAUUCAGAGAAAAAGCAGUACCUUCAGGAGACGGAAAAUAACCUGGGGGAUACGCGUACUCCAUUUACGCUUGUGUACCUCUACACAACCACAAUGAAAUUUAUCGACGAAUUCGAUAUUGAAUUGGUCAACCAGGCGUUGACCUUCGACACCUCUGACGCCUCCAUCAAGGGCGGCUGCGACCUCUUCACCACCAAAUCGGUAGGCAAGGACAAGAAAUUUUACAAGUCCUUAGAGAAACACUUGGACCAGAUGCUCCAGGACAACAAUACGAACGAGGUGUUGGCGCGCUCCAUUGCGGAUGCUGGCGCGGGGUUGUCGCUGUCGCCACCGCGUCUCUGGGAAGAAUUGCAACAGCGUAUGAGACGGCGCUCGUCGGUGGCAGGGCCAAUAUACCAGAGACCAGUCUUCAAACCAACGCCUCACACCAAGGGACGGUCUUAUUCGACUGGAAAGGAAAAUGGAAGGGAAAAUAACGGUGCCAAUGGGCAUGCCAAUGGAAAGGACAGUACCCCGUACGUUUCUCCCCCAAAAUCGUUCACAAAUUUGGAUAUUGAAACGAUUUCUGAGCACCGCCGGUCACGCAGAGGGAGCAACCAGAGCAACUAUGAUCCGUUUGAGAACUUUGAGUUUGACCCGUUGAAUGACCCGUUGUCAAGAAAAAUCUACUGCUACGUGAUUGCCAUUCUCAACGCGCUGUAUCCGGACCACGACUUUUCCGAGUUAGAACCCUCCACCUUAUCGGUGGUGCUGCUUGAUGAAAUUAUUGCUAAUAUCAACUCCAUUCUCAUUACAAACCCCAAUGCCUCGAACAUCUCUACCGAUGCUGGAUUGAACCCAAACAACCUCUCAUCUCUGGGCUCGUCCAAGUCCUGGAUGUGGGAGAUUGUCAAUUCCCACAUGGACUUUGAAGACUGUCUCUGUCUCAAGUUUGGCCCGGACGACCAAUCUUUCCUCGUGGACGACGAUUUACAGUCCUCUGCCUCUUCCCCGGAGCGGGCCGAAACACCCAUGACCGUUAACGUACAACCCCAAGUGGACGAUCUGAUGGAGAUGGACAUGGAAAUGGACGACGCAUACGGGGAGACGCCGCAGGAUAUCGCCGCGGAGAGUGCGAUUAUCGAUGACUUGUACGACGGGCUGAAUAUUUUGUGGUCAAUGUUCUAUUUUAUCUACAACAAGAAGCGGAAGAGGGUGGCGUUUGUGUAUAUUAAUUCGCGGACAUCAUAG